UCAGUCAAAUCAGAUCAACUUCAACUCGAAAUGUAGACGCUCUCUGUGUGAAUUCUUUUUUUCUUUUUCUUGCUUUUUCCUAUAACAAAAAAAAAAAAAGAAAACUAUGAAUAAAUCGCAUAAAACUGAUUCCAACUAUAUAAUUCGUGUUGAAGGUAAAAAUGCCUUCCGCCGAGGCGAUACGUUCGAUACUUUCGAACAAGUAGCCGAACGUCUACGAGCCCACACUCAAGAAUCUCUUGUCUACUAUUGGACAAGAGAUAGUCGUUUAGUCAAGUUUGCUCAUCGCAAAGUAUCACGAAAACUAAACGAAGCUAUACAAUAUUAUAGCAUAAGAUUCUCUUGUAUUUUUGGUGGUCAACGUUUCAAGUCGAAAGCCAAUGGUUUACGUCCUUGUAAAAGACAAACUCGACAAAUUGAUUGUCCAGCUUUUAUUUCAUUGCGGGCAACCAAAUGUGGUCGUAAAUUGGAAGUCAUUGAUGUCUGCAAUGAUCAUACUCAUGAAAUUACCGAACAAGCUGUCAAGGAGUUGCCACAGAAACGAAGACCAUCGCAGAAAUUAUUGGAAGAGAUUUACGAACUCCUUCAUUUGAACAUUGACAAAAAGACGAUAAUCGACUAUGUGAAGCAAAAAGAAAACAAAAAUAUCUUGAAAAAGGAUCUCUUCAAUAUGACAACUCAUUUGGGAUUGUCAAGGACGCGAAGUGAAGAGGAACAAAAAUCAAUUCUCCAAAGAAUUCAUCAGACUGCAACCCAAGAUGUAAUCCAACACGCUGUCAUCAAUAGAUUCUUCCAAUUUGAAUCAACUUAUUCCCUCAACACAGAGACGUUUCAAGAAGAUCUUAAACCAGAAGUUGAGAGUCUUGAUAUUUUCGAGACUAGAACUUCCUCGUCAGCAAUUGAAUUUCCAUCUCUGACUCCUCAAGUUGAUUUACUCAACUCUACCAACCACGCAAAUCAAGAAUAUGAUGAACUUUUAAGUAAUCGUAUAAUUGUCGAUUACGAAGAAGAAUCUGAAGCUCUCGAAGAGAAUACCAAACUCGAACAAGACACUGAAGCUCCUCCUAUUGCCGACAAUACUUGGAGUGAAGUUGGCGAAAACAGACCAACAAUUAUUUAUGAGGAUCUCAUUUGUGGAGAUGAGAGUGGUUAUGUUUAUGAUGAACUUAAUCUUACCAAAGAAAUUUCAGACGUUCAUGUAGAGGAACCUAAUAUUAAGGUGCCUAAUUCACCUCAUUCUACACAUGAUCUCGAUGAUAAGGAGGAAUUUUUUAAUGACUUUAUAAUGAUGAGUCCAGUUGGUGUUAUGUGUCCAACUGAAAUCACUUUGCAAGAUAGAAAUGACCAUUCUGAAGAACCAAAUUUGACUGAAGAUGAAAAAGAACAAGAUGAAGAAGAGGCUCCAAUGGAAUUACAAAACUUCCUUCCAACUAAUCAGAAUGUUAGAAAGAACUCUUUAUCUAAAUAUGCUUCUUUGAAAACACGACGAAGAAUUAUGAAAUGUCGUAGUUGUGGAACAAAUGCACGAUUAAUCAAAAUGCAAAUGUCUUAUCUCAGACAACAGAGAUUAAAACUGUAUGAAGAAACUCAAGUUUUAAGACUUAAAAAACUGAAACUUAAAGCAGAAAUUGAUGCUAUCAAUAGUGGUUUAAUGUGAUUUAACAUAAUAUAUGGAGUAGAUUAGAGUAGUAUUUAGUAUACUUAUUGAGAUUAAAAAUGCUUGUGAUAGAACUUUUUUUUUGUUAUACAGUAGAGCUACAUUUUAAAUUAGUUGAUUAGUAUAAUAUUAUUGAUUAAAUAAACAUAUUAUUAAUAAACAUAAAAAUA
Molecule: messenger RNA, 1827 nt
Organism: Episyrphus balteatus (marmalade hoverfly)
Lineage: Eukaryota; Metazoa; Arthropoda; Insecta; Diptera; Syrphidae
Exons: 3
Coding region: 107-1657 (516 amino acids)
Source: RefSeq, a predicted model, not a curated record